This is a messenger RNA of Lates calcarifer (barramundi perch), 2147 nucleotides long. RefSeq names its product neuroplastin a (gene nptna). The record is from RefSeq and is a predicted model, not a curated record. NCBI's taxonomy places the organism in Eukaryota, Metazoa, Chordata, Actinopteri, Centropomidae. The transcript has 8 exons. The coding region runs from base 291 to 1136 and encodes 281 amino acids.
UGGGGAUUAAACGGGUGGUUAAAACAAAGGUGGUUCCCUCGCUGCUGCACCGGGGCUGACGGCACGGAGCUGCUCAGGUAGCCAGCAGCGGUAGUACUGUGGGCUCCCGCUAGUCUACCUAGCGACACUUCCCCUCCUUUCUGCGUGACACACGGUUGGAGCGCGUGGAGGUGCGAGCCUCGGACGAAUCCACCCCGCACCACAACCAUCAUCAUCCUCAUCAUCAUAAUAUUCCGCUCAGGUCACCUUAGCGCUCGACUACCGGCAUUUUCCACCCCCCGUCUCCGAAGAUGAUACCUGGCAAACGAAGAGCCGCAGUCAUGUCCUUCUCGGUGGCGAUAUUUGGAGCGUUGAUGCUGCAGUCCGUGUCUUCCCAGAACGAGCCGUCAAUUGCCGCCUCUGAACACGCCACGCUUCCUGUGGAAGGCGACGUUCUCACACUGCAGUGCAACCUGACCACCCACCACGAUAUCCACAAGGAGAGCUACUGGAUGAAGAAUGGGGAGCUGAUCCCAGACACACGCAAUGAAAAUAAGAACACUGAAUACAGGCUGAACAAACCAAGGGGAGACGAUGCUGGAGUGUACAUGUGUGUCUACACCUUUGAUCUGGCUCCUUCGGCCAACGCCACCAUUGAAGUUAAAUCUGCUCCUGAGAUUAUAGGCCACAAGCGUAGUGAGAAUAAGAAUGAGGGCCAGACUGCUAUACUCUACUGUAAGUCUGUGGGCUAUCCUCAUCCUGUCUGGACCUGGCGGAAGUUUGAGAACGGCGUUUUUAGGGAAAUUGACAACUCGACUGGACGCUUUUUCAUCAGCAGCAGAGACAACUACACUGAGCUCCACAUCCUCAACCUGGACAUUAGUUUAGAUCCAGGCGAGUACCACUGCAAUGCCACCAACAUAAUCGGCAGCCGUGACGAGAAGAUUGUGCUGAGGGUCCGCAGCCACUUGGCCCCCUUAUGGCCUCUGCUGGGGGUUUUGGCCGAGAUCAUUAUCCUGGUCAUCAUCAUCGUUGUUUAUGAGAAGCGUAAGAAGCCAGAGGAUUUACAGGACGAUGAUGACCCAGCUGGACCAGUGAAAACCAAUUCAACCAACAACCACAAAGAUAAGAACCUCCGCCAGAGGAAUACAAACUGAGCAGCCCGUCUGCUGAGUUUCAUUACACAUGUAUUGACCAUAUGAAGGUAAACAAGAAGGGAAUCCAUACCAGUUGUUAAUAGGAUGUAUCUGCCAUUAAAGUAUGGUUGUGGAGGAGUUAAAUGAGGCAUGCCUUAUGAUUUUGUUGUGUGAGGUCAGGAGGUACUCAAAGCAUUAUGGAAUUGCUAACAUUAUAACCAUUGUUGCUGCAUGCGGUUGUUGACGUUUAUGAUUUUUCCUUCUUACCCACUAAUUUUACAUUUUUACUACUUCUAAAAUAAUGCAUGCAAGCUGUUGACCUUCUGUUUGACACAGAAAUGGCUUUUUUUUUUUUUUUUGGGUUUUUUUCUCUGAGAGUGGCUUCAUGUAGAUAAUCUGUACUGUGUGUUAUAGAGGAAAAACAAAACACGACAAUGUAAAAGAAAAUACCACCAUAAUCUGGUAUGACAGUUAUGUACAGUUUUAUCAUUCCACUGCAUACCAUUUUCUAAGUUUUAUCAUUUUAUCAGAAAAUAUCUAUUACAUUUUAAGGGCUUUGCAAUGUCCCUCUAACUUUGGUUAAGGUUUACUUUACUGUAUGUAUGUACUGUAUGUAUUAAAUCACUAUAACUAUAUAUCAGAUCACCAUUAAUAUAAAGAUUAUUCAUAUUAUAUGAUGCACUUAAAUGUUGAGGAUAAUGAAAAACUGUAUAAAUCUACUUUAGGUAAACUGUACUAAUCAUUCUAAAAUAUUGUUUUAUAAUUAUGUGUAUUGUACAGCAUGGCUAUUAUCCUAUGCAAUUAUUAUCCAUAUCAAUAUAUUGAAAAUCAUUGCAGCUUUUGAUUUCUCUGUGACAAAGCUUUAAACUAGUAGGAUCACCAUAGAGUGUUGAUGGCAUACUACACAGCUGCAUGAAUUCUCUACAGCUGGCGUGGGAGGUGGUGAAAGAAGGCCCACGUCAGGACUGACACAUGUGAAGCAAUCCCAAGAUCCCGAGUCAUUUUUAAGAAUAAAUAUCUCGAAAAAGAAAA